AUGUGGAGCAAUGAACUAAUUGUAAUUGGGUGUUUGUCGAGCAAUAGUGGUACUAAUAAUACUAUUUAUUACAACAUCCACGAUAAGAUAUUAAUACAUUUUGUCCUGAAAGAGACACCAGAAUAUACUGAAAGAUACAAGGUUCAAAAGCAAUGUGAAACAAAGAACCACAUCUCAUUGAAAGACGGUAGCAUACAUAGCUCGAAACGUUUCACAAUUAAAAACGAAUUACUCAAUUAUGAUAAUAAUACACGUUUAUGUAUUGCAUUUCUCAAUAAAAAAAACGAGGAAAUAUGUGUUUGUCAACUACCGUUUCACUUAAGGUUGAGUGAGCCUAAAGAUCUUUCAUAUAACUUCAGAAUAAGAGGAGCGAAUCAGAAAUGCCUGACUAGAGAGGGUUGUGAUCAUGAUAUUAAAGUACAGUGCAAAAAUAAUGGUGAUCGAGUUAAAGAGAAAAAGUCAUCUCCCUCUACUGAAUCUCCAACAACCAAUUAUGACAAAGCCUACGAAGACGCAGACGAACAAAGAGAGGAAGAAAGUGACAUUAAAAUAUUGUAUAAUACACAAUUGUUGAAAUAUAAAUCCAAGACAUUACAAGAAGGCACUACAGCUACUUUCAAAUGCGUAUAUGAGGGACAUCGAGAUAACAUAACAUUAAAAUGGUCUCAUAUGAGUGUUAAUCGCUCAGUUAUAACAAAUAUUUGGCAAGAAGGACAUUCCCUAAGUAUAAAAAUACAAGUGGAUUCGUUUGACAACAAUACAACGUUACAUUGCCACUACUAUCAAAAACAGAAGGAUAAUUUUAUUCACCUCGGAGAUAAUCAGGUAGACAUUAUGGUGCUGCAAAACAAUAAUGUGCAACAACACGGAUACAAAUACGAAAGGAGUAUAACAGAAGAUAUAGAUUUAACUGCUGCCCUCAAUAAAACUAUCCCAAUGGACUGUAAAAGCAAUACAUUAAAUGUACAGAAAUGGUUAGAGAUUCGAAAAGGGGAACUUGUAAACAUUUCCGCUCCUGUACACACUUUUACAAUGUUACAAGAACACAAUGAUACCUGGUUUGUUUGCAUCGGUUUAGGUGAUGCGAAGGAUGGUGUCUUCACACGGAGUGUGGUGAAAGUGAUACAUAUCACACCUAACAUCACGAAGUCCGAUCAAUAUAGAGGAUCUGAUGAGAUAAAUUUGGGAGAACAGGAAACGGAACCAAACAAGUCAUCAAGUUCUAAUUGGCUAUAUUAUAUUAUACCAGCUUUCGGUGUAUUCAUAGCUGUUUCGCUGAUUGCGUUAGUUAGCUUACGACAAAAACGGAAAAAUCAGACGGCAACUCAACCCCAUGAAGUCGAAACAUACGCAACAGCACGGGUGCAAUAUGUAGAUUUGGACAUAAUAUCUUCAAGCUCGAGGAGGAACUUGGUACGCCAAGAAGACACUCCCUACGCUGAAAUCAUCGGAUUUCUGGAACCGAAAAAUAAAUGA
Molecule: messenger RNA, 1476 nt
Organism: Chilo suppressalis (striped riceborer)
Lineage: Eukaryota; Metazoa; Arthropoda; Insecta; Lepidoptera; Crambidae
Source: the annotation of a GenBank genome assembly